This is a messenger RNA of Macroventuria anomochaeta, 2089 nucleotides long. RefSeq lists its product as uncharacterized. The record is from RefSeq and is a predicted model, not a curated record. The transcript has 2 exons. Lineage: Eukaryota; Fungi; Ascomycota; Dothideomycetes; Pleosporales; Didymellaceae. Bases 262 to 1794 code for a protein of 510 amino acids.
UCGGCCGCGUCGAGUUCCGAAUGCGUCACUCUGCGCCAGGUACGCUCGACAGAACAAUGCUCGCAGCCUGCGCUGCUGCUCCACCAUGGGCACGAGACAACUGACAGGCUACGUCCAGGCGUCGCAAAGUAUAUUCCCAAUUCAUCCACAGCCACCUGAAGCCGGAGCUGGCUCGCUUUGGUUGCCGGGUGCGCGCUGAAUACGGAAUCGGCCGGUUUGACGGUUCCACGGCAGAGGCUGUCUCCAGACGUCCCACCGCCCAUGCACCUUCACGCGACUCCGAGUCUGGCGGCCGAGGUCCCAGGCUUCUCCCAGGAGCAAUUGGACAGGCUAGCCCGCAGCGUCGAGGCCAGGCGGCAGCAGCUCGAGGAGGACAUCAACGCCUACAUACAGCGCAAGCAGGACGAGCUGCGCCAGUAUGAGACCGAGCUUGUAGAGCAGCACCGUUCCAUGGAGCGCGACGAGGACCCGGGGGCUGCUUCAAGACGCUCCAGCGCGGCGUCGGAGAGAACUGAAGAUAGCGCCGAGCAGCCCGAGCAGCCCGAGCAAUCGCAGCAACCAGCGCAGUCGCAAGCAUCGCGCGAGGAGCAGAAGAAGCAGAAGAAGCACGGCCGCGUGCACAAGCGCGAGAAGGAGCUGUAUGGCCUAGUCACGCCUGUGUUUCUGCCGCUGCUCGACGCGCGCGAGUCGACGUCGCCCACCAAGAAAGAGAGGAAGCCCGCAAAGCAAGAGAAGCCCACAGACGCCAGCAGCGCGCCCGCCGCCGAGCAGUCGACGCGCGCGAGAGAGGCGGAGAGCGGCAGAGAGGGCCGCACGUCGCAGAAAGAGAACAAGGACACGGGCAGCGACAUGGCCGGGGAGACAGCGGUGAAAGAGAGGUCCGCUUCCGACCCAGUCAAGAAGUCGCGGCGCUCCUCAAUCAAGAAGAAAUCCGCCCUCCGCCACAGCAGCACGCCGCGAAACCGCAAGCGAGUCAGCCUCGUCAUCGACGACCAAGUCGUGCUCCCCUCGGACAUGAUCCAAGAGCCCGCCCUCACCUCGCCCAGCAGCGACACCACGAGCGCCACAAACUCCAGCGCCAGUCUCGACGAAAUGAUCGACCCCCGACUUACCUCCCCCGACGCGCCCGUCUACAUCGAACACCACGAGGCCGUGCACCACAGUCUGCCGCUCACGGUGAGCCAGCCCAAGCCAUUGCCUGUGAAAGCCUCGGCCCCGUCGUUCUCGAAUCCAGCGCCCGUGGUGGCGGAAGCUGCGCAUGCCCCGCCCACAUCACCGGGUAUUCGUUCGCCGACGAUGGCCUACGCGCCCCCCUCGUACGCGACACGCUCGUUCCUCGACCCCCCUCCAGAGUGCAUGCACAUCGAAGACAUCCCCGCCACCGCAGGCCCCGACCCCAUACACCCCGACGAAAAAGAUCCCGAAGACCAGCAACUCCCCUCAGUGGAAGCCACGGAAGAGAACUUCUCAACGUAUGUGGGCGGAAUUUCAGGGAGGGGUGUGGAUGACGUGAAUCAAGUCGGCAGCGUCGGAUAUCCGAGCAGUCUGGGCGCGAGCUAUCUGGAGAGUUAUAUGCAGGGACGGCCGCUGAGUGUGAGGAUGGCGGCUGCGGAGAGGGAGGGGAAUGAGGGGGAAAUAAGACGACUCAGAAGUAUGGAAGCACGACGGAAGAAGAGAGAGAAUGAUGAGCGGAAAGAAAAGGAGAAGAUUGAUGAAGACGACUGGGAUGCAGGCGUUGGGAGAGGGGGGGCCGGGGAUGACGAUGGUUUUAUGGGGAGUAUGGACGACUUCUGAGGAGAUGCAUCACGGACACGACCCGUGAAGAAGUCUCGGAUAGGCACGAUUUGGAUACUUGUAUUGCUUGCGCGCAAGCGUUUUGUAUACUGAGGCGUUCAGGCGACGCACGAUUAGAUCUUGGUCGGCUACGGCUAUGAAUGGCGACAAGACGGCUACGGCUCUGUAUAUAGUAGGGACUGUAUGUACGGGCGGUGUACUGAGCGAGCAUACGUUUGACGCAUCUGUAGUACUGGGCCUCAAACCUCAGGCUUCUGACCAUCAGGGACGUAAACACUUAAUCAUAAGUUUGCAG